Aureobasidium melanogenum CBS 110374 is the source of this 630-nucleotide messenger RNA. RefSeq lists its product as uncharacterized. Lineage: Eukaryota; Fungi; Ascomycota; Dothideomycetes; Dothideales; Saccotheciaceae. The record is from RefSeq and is a predicted model, not a curated record. Bases 1 to 630 code for a protein of 209 amino acids. The transcript is spliced from 2 exons.
AUGGUUGUCAAGUGGAGCAGCGAGAAGGACCAGUUCAUCUUGUGCCACAUCCUUGAGGACAAGGGCAUCAAAAUCAGCAACGAUGUUCUCGACUCCAUGAUUGCUGCCUGGCCCAGCUCCUUCGGCGACCCACCCACCAGAAAAGCCUUCACCGAACACUUCUCCAAGAUUCGCAAGACCAACAAGGUCAUCGCUGGAGGCGCCGCCACCGCCCCAAACACUCCCACCGUCGCCGCCGCCAAGAAGAGAAAGACCCUCGCCAGCAAGACCCCUGCAAAGCGCAAGGCCCAGAUCACCUCCGACUCCGACGAUGAAGAAACCCCUCUGCCCAAAAAGACCCCCGCCAAGCGCAGAAAGAACAUUGCUGCUGAGGACUCUGAUGAGGACAUGGAGAAGGAGAUGAAGGACUUGGGCGUUAAGGUUAAGGAUGAACCUGUUGAUGAGGAGGACAGCCCUACCAAGAAACCUGCUCGUCGUACCAAGGCAGAGGUUCAGUAUGCUGAGAGCGAUGAUGGCGAGGCCAGUCACCCUGAGGAUGCUGAUGAGGAGUAUGUCGACAAGCAGGUUGUUGCUCACAUGACUGCUUACCUCAACACUCCUGAUUCUGGCGAUGAGGGUGCCGAAGUCUGA